AUGACUGAACGCAAGGCUGUCAUCAAGAAUGCCGAUAUGAGCGAGGAGAUGCAACAGGAUGCUGUCGCUGUGGCCGGUCAGGCUCUGGAGAAGUUCAACAUCGAGAAGGAUAUUGCCGCCUACAUUAAAAAGGAGUUUGAUAAGAAACACUCCCCUACCUGGCACUGCAUCGUGGGACGAAACUUUGGGAGCUACGUGACCCACGAAACGCAACAUUUCAUCUACUUCUACCUGGGGCAAGUGGCAAUUCUUCUCUUCAAGUCGGGCUAG
This is a messenger RNA of Echinococcus granulosus, 270 nucleotides long. Its product is annotated as Dynein light chain 1, cytoplasmic. Gene Ontology annotation, molecular function: dynein light intermediate chain binding; dynein intermediate chain binding. Gene Ontology annotation, biological process: microtubule-based process. The transcript has 2 exons. Gene Ontology annotation, cellular component: dynein complex. NCBI's taxonomy places the organism in Eukaryota, Metazoa, Platyhelminthes, Cestoda, Cyclophyllidea, Taeniidae. The record is from RefSeq and is a predicted model, not a curated record. The coding region runs from base 1 to 270 and encodes 89 amino acids.